AUGAAGCCCUCCAUCGUCUUCCUUGCUUUCUGCGCCUACGUUGUCCCCACGUUCGCCGCCCCCACACCCAUCACUGCAGGAGUCACCGACCUCAACAAGCCCCGCUGCGACGAGAACGAGCACAAGAACGGCACCACCGUUGCCUCUCCCAACCAAAGCGCCGGCUACGACCACCCCUCCAAGCCCACCACCGACCCGUUCACCGGCUCAAACACCACCUCGGGCUCAGGCCACCCCAACAAGGGCGACGACGACAAGGACAAGGACCACCCCCACGGCGGCCCGAGCGCUCCUACCACCCCUGCAACCCCCACCCAGGCUGGCGGCACCGCCGCGAGCCCCGCUACCGACGUAGCAGCUGCCACCACCGCCGCCACUACCCUCGCGGCGACCAACACUCCCAAUGUUGGCGUGCCCGUCAAGUCGGGUGUGAGCUCUGGUGCCACCGGCACUAACGGCUCUACCGGCUCGGGCUCGGGCACGGACACCACGAGCAGCGGCCCGAGCGGCUCGGCCCCUGCCACUGCGAACGGCGGUACCGACGCCUCGGGCACCACCUCGUCGGGCACGACUGCUUCCGGCUCGACGUCGUCUGGCUCUGACUCGUCCGCCACGACCACUGGCGAUGACAACGAUGACGAUGAUGACGAUGACGACGACGACGACUUUACUGAUGCCGAAGACGCUGGCUCCGACUCGGACGACGACGACGAGUCGGGCUCGACCGACACCACAACCGGCGGCACCGCCGCGUCGGGUACCGCUGGCGGCAGCACGACCACCCCCGCAACUACGGCCGGCUCGGGCGACAGCCCGGCCGUGACUGGCUCCGACGCCAGCCCGGCCGACACCACCGAAGACGACGACAACACCGAAGAUUGCUCCGACGAUGAAGAGGACGGCGAUGACGACAGCGGAGGCGACGACGACGAAGAAGACGACGACGAAGAGAAUGAUGAUGAGAACGACGACGAUGAUGACAUUGACGACGAUGACAAUGAUGACAAUGACAAUGACAACGACAACAACGACGACUCGGGCGUCACGGGUACCACCACGACGGGCACGGGCUCUGGCUCGGGCUCUAGCUCGGCUUCUGGUUCCUCCUCGAGCGGCACGACUACCUCCGCCUCGGGCGGUGCCGCUGGCUCCACCUCCACGUCGACCGGCUCGGACUCGACCGCCGCCACGACGGGCUCCGGCUCGUCCGGCGAUGGCUCGAGCUCGUCCGGCACGGCUACCACGACGACGGACGGUGGCGACGACAACGACGACGGCUCCGACGAUGGCUCCGACGACGGCGAUGACGACGACAGCGACGAUGGCUCGGACGACGGGUCAGACUCCGACUCCAGCGCCUCCACCGUCGUCGCCGCUGGCGCCGGCACCGCGGCUGGUUCCGCCGCGGGUGCUGCCGCUGGUGCCGCUGCUGGUACAGGUGGCGUCGCUGGCUCCGCUGCUGGUGCUGGCGGAGUCGCGGCCGGCUCGUCCGCCGGCGGUGCUUCUGGCACCGCUGGUGGCGCGGGUGCGGGCGCGGCUGCGCCUGCCACGGGUGGCGCUGCUGGCGUAACUGCUGGCGGUGCCGCUGGUGGUGCUUCGGCCUCGGGCACUACGACUACUGCUGCUUCGGGCGAUGACGAGGACGAGGGCUCUGACUCGGACUCUGACUCGGACGACGGCGACGACGGUGAUGACGAUGGCGAGGAUGAUGGCGACGACGACUCUGGCGACGACGGCAGCGACCCUACCCCUGCCUCUGGCGCCACAGCCUCUCCUGGCACCGCCACCGUCGGUGCCCCCGCUGCUGGUACGCCUGCCGCCGCACCCCCUGCUUCUACCCCUGCUACUCCGGCCACCCCCGCCGCUGCUCCCCCUGCCAACUCUCCGCCUGCGACCUCAGGCUCUGACGCGUCGGGAACGACUACCCCCGCCGGCGACGACGAGGGCGACGACGAGGGCUCGGACUCGGACUCUGGCUCGGACUCCGAUGAUGACGACGAGGACGACUCGGACGACGGCAACGACGAUGCUGGCGCAACGACUACCGCGCCCGUGGUCUCGUCUUCCGGCACCCCCGCCACGCCUGCUGCCCCUGUCUCUGGCGGCGGCGGAAGCGGCGCUUCCUCCGGCACCACGACCACCUCGACCGCCACGAACGGCAGCACCUCGAUCACCGUGAUCCACCACCACCACUACCACUGCCGCCCCAAGUUUGGCUCGUCGGGCAACACGACGAGCAUCUACCGCCCGUCUGGCUGGCGCCAGGGCGGCAAGGGCGGCUGGCGACAGGACGGCGACGUGAGCGCGUGGAACGCCACUACCACGAUCACGACGACCGCUGCCUCCGACUCAGCCGGCGUCACCGAGGCCAACUACGGUGACGAUGCCGACGACAACGACGACGAGGAGUACGACACUGCCGACGAGGGCGACGACAGUGAGGACGAGGGCGACGACGAGGAGCAGUAA
Molecule: messenger RNA, 2469 nt
Organism: Vanrija pseudolonga
Lineage: Eukaryota; Fungi; Basidiomycota; Tremellomycetes; Trichosporonales; Trichosporonaceae
Product: Replicase polyprotein 1a
Exons: 1
Coding region: 1-2469 (822 amino acids)
Source: RefSeq, a predicted model, not a curated record